AUGCGACUUUCCAUCCUCAUUAUCUACGGCAUCAUCUCGGUCUACGCCGAAGAAAGUGAUGCUCCUCUCAUACCAGGUCCGCUUACUAAGCCUCACGCCCCCCCUACUGUUGUAUUCGAGGACCCACCCGACUGCCUACAGCAUACUACGGAUGUGAACGUCUGUCUGUAUACGCUGAGGAAUCACACUAUGGUUCACAUGGGCUCAACUAUUGAGUCAUUAUAUGGCAAUAAACUCACUGUGGACUUCCAGGUAGACUCAACUUAUCCUAGAUGGGUGGGUAUUGGUAUUUCCGAGGCGAGCGGGACGUUCCUGGCUCAUGAAGCUUUGCCAGAUGGAAUGAGGCUCAUCAUGGACUUUCACAUCCCGUACUUCAGAUUAUUCAACAUAGAUUCUGUUCGGCCGGGGACGCUUUUUAAACAACUCCGCUUCAGAACAAGAUUUGCUACCAACGUGUAUGUGCCGGACUUGGGAUGGCUUAAUACAUCCUCGGAAAAUAUGGGUGAAGCCCGUGCCUACAUGCCAGGGCAAGCUAACCGUGGCUACCUGGAGAUAUCCCAUCCAGUAGAAGGGAGGAGAGGCUCUCUCUUCUCGCGUGCUACAUUCAAUUUGGUUCUCGCCACCAGAGACGGACUGAACUGGGGGCUAUUCGAUUCAUAUAUUGAUGUCGUUAUCCAGGGUCCCAAGCACGGUGGCCACUUCGAACACGGGGGGCGACUUCGUAUCUUUGAGAAAAGUCGACCAGUCCUCGAUAGUUAA
Messenger RNA from Perkinsus marinus ATCC 50983, 759 nucleotides. RefSeq lists its product as hypothetical. The record is from RefSeq and is a predicted model, not a curated record. The coding region runs from base 1 to 759 and encodes 252 amino acids. NCBI's taxonomy places the organism in Eukaryota, Perkinsozoa, Perkinsida, Perkinsidae. The transcript has a single exon.